Messenger RNA from Acanthochromis polyacanthus (spiny chromis), 5634 nucleotides. Its product is annotated as muscarinic acetylcholine receptor M4-like. The record is from RefSeq and is a predicted model, not a curated record. Gene Ontology annotation, cellular component: plasma membrane. Gene Ontology annotation, biological process: adenylate cyclase-activating adrenergic receptor signaling pathway. Gene Ontology annotation, molecular function: G protein-coupled acetylcholine receptor activity. The coding region runs from base 2807 to 4165 and encodes 452 amino acids. Lineage: Eukaryota; Metazoa; Chordata; Actinopteri; Pomacentridae. The transcript has 3 exons.
CUCAGAGCGCAGCACUCCGCCAAGGCUGCUCAGUCGUAUCAUUUCCGAUGGAUGAAAUCUUGGCAGGUCGUGGCAGAAAUCACGGCACCAUAGAAUGUGACCAUUUAAUAUCGAUGUACCCACAAAGAAAAUGACCUUGCACUGAACACAGGCCUGUGUUACACAUGUGUGUGUUAUGUGUGGAUACGGAAUUGCGACACCUAUAUACACCCCCUGUCAAAAGUUUUAGGACACUUUCUCAUUCAAAUAAAGUAGAACCUGUCCUACAGCUUUUGACAGGGAGUGUAUCUACCAAAUUUGGUACACAUAUGCAGCACAUCAGGAUGAACAAAAAAGUCAGUGACAGCCCAACAGGAAGUGAGCUAUUUUGCGUUGAAUGUCAGAUUUUGCCCAUUUUUCAUUUAUUCUAGAGCGAACUCCUUCUAGGGGGAAACUCCAAUUCACCUCAAAUUGGGCCAGUACAUACAGGAGGCCUUAAUGAUCCAAAGUUAUUAAAAUCUUUUUCCAAAGUCAAAGGAUGUGUCCAUGGAGGCCUCUGGAAUUUUGAUCCUUCCCCUUGAAAUUUCAAAUGCUGUGUAAAUGCCCUGAACGUGCUCCAAUCUGCCUGAAACUUUACAUGUAUGAUCAGAGUCCUGCCCUGAUCACAUCCAUAUGAUGAAAUACACCCCCUGUAAAGAGUUGUAGGACAGGUUCUACUUUAUUUGAAUGAGACAGUGUCCUAAAACUUUUGACAGGGGGUGUAUGUAGCAGAUGGCGGGAAUUGAUGGGACUCAGAAACACCCCCACAAUUUAAUUAGUUGUUCCUUGUAUAAUUUUCCAACAGAUAAAUCCAAAUAAGUCCUCAGUGGUGGAUUUGUAGUAGGAUCACAAUCGUGAUCAUCAACAGGCAGCUGUCAGUGUUCACUUGUCAUGGUUACAGUGAUGCCAGAUAGCAGCCUAUCUGGCAAUGACACAGAAAUUUUUAAGAAUUCUGGAGAUCCAGACUAUAAGCUGCAUCACUGCCAAAAUGUAAUCACUUGGUCCUUGUGUCAUUUCUGACCUUCCCUGAAAUUUUCAUCUAAAUCUGUUAGUCUGUUUUUGAGUAACAGACAGACAGACGGAAAAACCAACGCCGCCUCGGCAGACUGAUUAAAAACACACUCAGGUAGUCACUUAGAUUAAAAACUAAUAAUUUAUCAGGUGAAUCCUGACUUUUAAUUCUGUGAUUCAAGAAGCAAAAAGACUUCACUGUUGAGGUUAAUUGAUGAUUAAGUUUAUUUUACCCUCUGAACUCCAAACAGCAGUUUUUGGGCGUUUUUAUUUCUGUUCACAUUUUUAGUCCAUGUUGGCUCAUUUUUCACUCCAACUUCAAGUCAUUCUACGCUAUGGAAACAGAACCAGAACUGUCCAAACUAAACUGAGUCCAAACGGCGACUCCUCAUCUCAAAUUUACUUUUUGGGAUAAGUAAGAAGUUACAGAGAGAGUAAUGGUGCAUUUACAUGAUGGAGCACCCAUGCAGUUUGAGACAUAUUAGCUGCAGACACCACUUAUCACCGUUUACCUUCUAAUGCCAUCUUGACUUCCCUUGCAGAAGUUUUAUUUGAUUUCUAUAACUGAAAACAAGGUCAUCCAUGCAGUUUGACAGUUAAAAUUCACAAAAUUGCAAGAAAAAGUAGAAGUUAUUUGAUUAUUUAUGCUGAAAAAACUGGAAUAAACACAUCCAACAUCUUUUCCAAGCACCCAAAGUUGGUACCAAUGCUAAAAACAUAGCAUCUCUACAUAUUAAAGUAAUUUCACUAGUAUUAAGUAGUAGUAAUUUACAUUUUUAAUUAGUUUUUACAAUCCUCUCUAUGUGUAAACACAGCCUGCAGUUCACCCAAGUUCUACAAAAAUACUAAUUAACAUUCAUUCAUUCAAAAUGUGUUUAUUAACCUGUGAAUGUGCAGCAUAUGGGUCCUUCAAUGACAUUAAAACAGAAAAAUGAAGUAAUUUGAUUAAACAAAUGGUGGAUGGAGGACCUGAGAGGGUUGAUAUUCUUUAUUCCCUACAGAUGUGCUGUUAAUCUUUGUACGUCAGACGAUGUGGAGGAAACUGGACUGUGAAUAGUUUUAUUUAAAAACCAAACCAUUUAUUGCACAUUUUGCAAUUGUACAAACAAUGAAGAACAUGAAGGCACAUAUAAGCAAUAACAAUAGCAUUAAUAAUGAAAACAAAAGCGAAAAAAAGAAUAAAGUAGAUAAAAAAUCAUUAGAAGUGGUAUACAAAGAAAAGUAUAUUACAUGGAUAAUAAUAAUAAAACUAAAUAAAUACAAAUAAAAAUAAUAAUAGUAUACAAAUGUUACUAUCCACCCACACAUAUACAUGUACAUAAGUUUAAACAUAUAUAAUACUAAAAUAAAACGCAAUGGAAAGACAAGAGUCUUCAGGUCAGAUCAUCAUUCCAGUCAUCGACCCGGACGUCCGUUUGCUCAAGGAAAUUACAAAAACUUUCCAUAUCUUCCAAAACUUGUCAAGCUUAUGACUGUGAAUAGUUAAUGUUUUACGCGAACGCUGGUCAGUUUCUGGUUGUUCACUGAGGAUCCGCAGCCUUCUGUCCUCUGCUGCCACAUGAAGUGGAUCAGACUCUUUAUUAAUGAUGGAAGGAAGAUGAAGUGUAAACUCGGGGUGGCGGCGUCCUCCCUAACGGAAGCAGAGCUCCGUCCGUUCUCGCAGUAAUGUGUCAUUACGUCCCACGUGAACCGGAGUCUGAUCUGAGGCCAGUCGGAGACGCGAGUCGCUGCUUCUUCAGCUGCAUAUAAACUGCUGCUGCUGCUGAAGGACGACGAUAUGAGCGGCUGGAUGCAGUUCAACGUCGGAGGCAUGGGAUCGACCCCUGACCUCGACCUCAACACCUCUGCUCGGCCCCGCCUCUGCGUCAACUCUUCCUGCCAGCCUGCAAUCACAGUGGGCUAUCCCUACAGCCCCACCCAACUGAUCCUCAUCGUCACGGUAGCCGCCUCCCUCAGCGUGGUCACCGUCGUCGGCAACACGCUGGUCAUCCUGUCCAUCAAGGUGAACCGCCACCUGCGGAUCAUCAACAACUACUUCCUGCUGAGCCUGGCAGUGGCUGACCUGAUCAUCGGGCUGCUGUCCAUGAACCUGUACACGCUGUACCUGCUGCAGGGCCGCUGGCCGCUGGGCGCCACGCUCUGUGAUGUGUGGCUUGUCAUGGACUACGUGGUGAGCAACGCCUCUGUCAUGAACCUGCUGGUCAUCAGUCUGGACCGGUACUUCUGCAUGACUCGGCCGCUCAGCUACCCGGUGUGGAGGACGGGCAGGAUGGCGGGAAUGAUGAUCGCCGCUGCCUGGCUGCUGUCCUUCGUCCUCUGGACCCCAACCAUUCUGUGCUGGCAGACCGUCGGCGGUCGGCGAGCCGUCCCUGAUGGCGCCUGCUACACCCAGCUCCUAGCCAGUCCGUCCGUCACUCUGGGGACCACGCUGCCGUCCUUCUACCUGCCAGCCGUCAUCAUGAUCGGCCUGUAUAGCCGUCUGUCGGCUGCUAGCCACGGUCGACUGAGCGCGCUCCGUUCAGAGCAGGGUACUCUCCGGACGUCCAGUCUCUCCAUCAAAGACUUCCUGUUGAAACGACGGAGCUGGGUGAGCAGUGACCCCACCUCCGAAGUGUCUCUGAACCAAUCAGCGUCCAGCUCGCUGAAGACCAGAAGGAAACGGAAAGCGUCCAGAAGUCCUGUUGACACGCUGGUGACGGUGGACAGCUGGAGACACCUGCAGCGUCCCGCUCGGGCCACCACCUGCCAAACUGGAGACGAAGACUACAACAAGAUCAAUAAGGACUCCUCGUCCAACUCCAACCUCCACCGGAAGGCGUCGGCGACGUUCUCCACCUGCCUCAGCUUUAGGUCUCAGGAGAGGAGACGGCGGCGAGUGACGGCGAGGGAGAGGAGGGUCACCAAGACCAUCUUGGCCAUCCUGCUGGCCUUCAUCCUCACCUGGACGCCCUACAACGUCAUGGCCGUCGUCGCCGCCUUCUGCCAUGUGCGCAUCCCAGAGAUCCUGUGGACCACCGGCUACUGGCUCUGCUACGUCAACAGCGCCGCCAACCCGUUCUGCUACGCUCUGUGCAACGUCACCUUCAGGAAAACCUUCUGCAGCCUCCUGCGAUGUCGUGGCGGAAAAGUGAAGUGACGCUUCCGUGGCAAGUAAACAAAUUUGCUCACCUGACAUGUUCCAUUGGAGACGAUUACAUUCAAAUGAAGCACAAAUUUUAACUAAUUAACCAAGAAAAGAAAACAGGAGUUGAUGUUUCCUUCUUCUGAUUGGCCAGAUAAACAGCAGGUGGAGCUAAGUUUUCAAUUAAAGCUGGCACAUGAUGAAAAUGUAUGUUUUUAUUCAAGCUCUCCUCACUGACUUACAACUAAACUCGUAUAUGGAUCUUAAAUCAUUUUCCUUAAAUCUGUCUUUGUAGAUAUAAGCCAUGUUUAAGGAUUAAUUAAUCAUUAUAUUGGUAUUAGUGCUGCAGUUAACAAUUCUUUUAAUUAUUGACGGAGCAUUUGGUGGAUGCAAGAAUGAAAAACAGUAAAAGCAAAAUACGAAUCACAGCUUCAGAACCCAUCAGAUGUCUUGUUUUACAAAACUAACCAGCCAAAAAUCCCAGAAUAUUGAAUUUACUGUAACAUAAGACAAGAUGAAGCUUUAAAUGUUCAUGUAAACAAUGAAUUAUUAAGAUAGCUGCAGAAUAAUCUAAGCUAAUAGGUCAAUUUGUCAUAUAGUGUUGGAAAAUACUGGUAUAAGUUGAAUAUAAUGACACAAAUUCUUCUUUCUGAUCAUCUCUGAUGGGAUUCACUGGUAUUUUUAAUUUAAUUAGGAACUCCCGCCCACAUAUAAAGUGUUUCAGUCAUUGCUGGUGACUUUAUAGCUGACAGAAAGUUGUUUCCUCUGAGGUCUGUAGUGUUCUGGUGGAUCAGUUGGUUAACAUGGUUUCAUCCAUCACUGGUGUUACUUUCAUGACUUGGUAAUGGACUCAACUGACAAAGAGGCAAAUGUACCAGAGUUGUAGUUACUCUUUACUCUCUUGUUGUUUUUGUUUAUUAUAUCCUGGAAACAACUUAAUGUUUUGUAAUGGCGGUGAAGCCCAGGUUUACUCCAUAUUUCUGGUGGCUACAUAGUUUGACUUAUCGUCAAUAAGCAGGUUUGUAGUGUGCAGGUGGACCGCUCAAUUGGUUGGUCGAUACUUUCAUCAGUCUUUGGUAUCGUCAUGUUGAGAAAAUCGCUACAUCAGCAGCGUUCCAGGAUUAUUCCGUUAUUUUUGGCAGACUACCGAUGAACACUUCCAUGUUUUCACAACUUUGCAACGGCCCAACCCGCUAAAGACUGUUUAUUUCAUGAAUGUUCAUUCAGAUUUGACUCCAAAGCAUUCGACACCAUGUCAAAGAAGUCGUCGAUGUGGAUGUUUUUGGUUCAUAAAGUCACAUGUAAACUUUGCAAACAUCCAACAUCAGAUCAUGUAGAAACAGCAGCUAACUCGUCAAUAAAUCUUGUGCUUCGAUUGCCAGUUGAUAUAUUUUCAAAAAUCAUAAAAUUAUGUGCAGAUUGUCUGGUUAGAUUUUUUUAUUGUUUGAGUAGAAAGUCACCAGCGUCAAAUGACAUAAUAUGCU